This is a messenger RNA of Cryptomeria japonica (Japanese cedar), 2183 nucleotides long. RefSeq names its product probable inactive poly [ADP-ribose] polymerase SRO2. Gene Ontology annotation, molecular function: NAD+ poly-ADP-ribosyltransferase activity. Lineage: Eukaryota; Viridiplantae; Streptophyta; Pinopsida; Cupressales; Cupressaceae. The record is from RefSeq and is a predicted model, not a curated record. The coding region runs from base 471 to 1832 and encodes 453 amino acids. The transcript is spliced from 4 exons.
AACUUUUUUACUUGUUGGGCAAGCAAAUCUAUUAAACCGCCAAGCAAACGGCACCGAGUGACUUGGGCGCCAGUGGUUAUUCUUAAAUACAGGUCGGGUUUAUAUCUCAGAUUUGUUUGAACGCUCUGUUUCUAUAGGAUUGUAAAACACUCAGUAUUGUUGGGCGGCAGUGGCUAUUCUUAAAUACAGGUCGGAUUUAUAUCUCAGAUUUGUUUGAACGCUCUGUUUCUAUAGGAUUGUAAAACACUCAGUAUUGUUGGGCGACAGUGGUUAUUCUUAAAUAUAGGUCCGGUUUAUAUUUCAGAUUUGUUUGAACGCUCUGUUUCUAUAAGAUUGUAUAACACUCAGUAUUGUUGUCCUCAGUAUUGUUGUCGUGCCGGUUUGUUUAGGCAUUGGAGCCUAGUCACUGUAGUAAGUGGAGAGAAAUAGCAAUUUAUAUUGCAGUUUUCAUUUCUUUUCUUUGCUUUAAAAUGGAUGUCACGGGAAAGCUUCUUUAUCAAUCAUUGGUCAACAAAACCAAAUUGAAACGAAAACGGGCUGUAACCCCAUUUAUGAAUGCUAAAAAGUGGUCAUUGGUGCCCCCUACAAAGAGGGCAAAAAUCCUUUGUGGAUUUGUUAAGUGCUGCUCCCAUGGUAAUGGGAUUGUGGAAAAUUAUAAUAAUCUUAGAAAAAGCGGCAUUCCAGCUCGCAUUAUGUAUUUCUACGAGGGGGACUGGAUGGAUUUCCCGUCUGAAAUUGCAGUGCUCCUCAAGCAGGCGUUCCAAGAUGGUAAGACAGUGGUGGAAGUGGCCAUUGAUGGGGUUUCAUGCCUGGUGGAUUUUCUCGAUAUGCUACUGAUUCAUCUGAUUGAUGGUGCCCAGAGAUCCAUUGCCUGGAUAGAUGUUGAUGGAAAAUGCUUUUUCCCCAAAAUUCUCUGUGAUCCAAUGGGUGAUAGGCAUUGCGCUUCAAAUGAGGGUUUUGAGCCUGAAAAUUGUAUAGUAGUUACUGACAGAGAUCCGAAACCUGUCCAAGCAGAGCUGGUUUCUAGUGAUUCAGAUUCGUGUGACAUUGAAGGCCCCACUUCUGCUAGGGUUUGCAUUUCAAAUGAGGCUUUUAAGGGCGCAGGAGAUAAUUUGAUCAAACUGGGUGAAGAUGAGCAGGAGUUUGCGAAUGUGAGAAACAAAUUUAUGGCGGGUCUUAGAAUGGUAGCGACUUUUACAACCGUUACUGCAAUUUAUCGCAACCUGCAUCGCAGUGUUGUUGGGCAAUCCAGAUUGAAUGCUUUUCACGGGCACGUACAUAACAUUACCAGAAAGAAUGGGGGUGAUGCCAAUGUCCAGUGUGCCUGGCAUGGAACCUCGAGGGAUGGCAUCUGUGGAAUAAUAAAGAAUGGUUUUGUGCAGCCUGUGACCCCGAAACGUGGUCCAGUUUUUGGUAAUGGAGUCUACCUUGCAGCUGCAAAUUGGUCGUUUGUUAGUGUAGCAUACUCUGAUAUUGACGAGAACGGCGAACAACACAUGCUAUUGUGUCGCGUAAUAUUGGGGAAUACGGAGGUGGUGAUACCUGGCUCACGGCAAUGUCAUCCUAGUAGUAAAGAUUUCGAUAGCGGAAUAGAUGAUCUUAUUAAUCCAAGGCGUUACAUCGUCUGGACUACACACAUGAACACACAUAUUUUGCCAGAAUAUGUUGUUAGCUUUAAGGUUUCUCAAGUACGGUUUCAGGAGUAUUGGUCUAAAUUGAAAGCAAGACAACAAGCAAGAUUAAUGCGUGACAGUGAUGGAGAUCGGCCGUCUUAUCCUGCCUCGGAUGAAAAAUCAGGUCAGGUGCAUACUUCAAUUAAUGAAAAGUUUUGACGAGUGGUGAAAAUGGUCCAAUCUAUGAUAAUUAAAUUGUCAAACAAUGUUGCUGAACGUUCAUUUAUGAGACUCAAAACUUGAUCUCUAUAUAGGCUAUAUGGAGGUCGUGUGUCUUUAAACAGAAGGCAUACUUUCAGUCAAACUUGGAGAAUAAUAAUGCAUCGUUUUUGGAAAUUAUAUAUUUUUAAGUGUAUGUUGCCAAGCUUCAUGUGGUUUAGGCAAUAUUUUUAACUAGUUUUGAUGGAUAGGGCAGCAGAUUAGCGGCAUGGUUUUGACUCCUGAUGACAUGGGUGACAUUUUGAAAUGACUAGCCCUGUUUUUUUUUGUUAUUUUGAGUAUGCUUUUGCA